Oreochromis aureus is the source of this 2228-nucleotide messenger RNA. It is a transcript of the gene prelid1b, whose product is annotated as PRELI domain containing 1b. The transcript has 6 exons. The record is from RefSeq and is a predicted model, not a curated record. Gene Ontology annotation, biological process: phospholipid transport. Lineage: Eukaryota; Metazoa; Chordata; Actinopteri; Cichliformes; Cichlidae. Gene Ontology annotation, cellular component: mitochondrial intermembrane space. Gene Ontology annotation, molecular function: phosphatidic acid transfer activity. The coding region runs from base 644 to 1246 and encodes 200 amino acids.
ACCUUAUAUCCGCGUUAUAUAGCUAACUAAGUAGCUUGAGCCUGCUGGUGAAGUGCGGUUAUAAAACAAAAGGAUUGGCAAUGCUGGCCUCGAGCUGUAGCAGCAAACCUAACAACGGUCGCAGCUUACAGCUUUUACAGUAAACAAAUGCUAUGAUGAAAAACACUGCAUAGAAGUGUUGGUGUUGUGUUAAUGUCAGGAUAAGUGAGUGUACUUUCCACGUCAGUGAUGUGAGCGUUGGUGGUAUAGUGGUUAGCAUAGCUGCCUUCCAAGCAGUUGACCCGGGUUCGAUUCCCGGCCAACGCAAAGUUAUUUUUCAUUUAUGUGUCAACUUUAGAUUCUACUGUUAACAAUUGCAUAUUUAAAAUAUUUAAAAACGUGCGCACCCCCACGGUUUUCAUUUGGUGUCUGAAAAAACUAGUGUCUGAAACUUUAUUUUGGGGAAAAGCUUUUUGUGGUAUGAAAAUUAAAGUCAGUUAAACACGCUGUUAGAAUUUGAAGCUACCCAGACUUUCAGCCACUAACGCAGGCACAAUCAGCUGUCUAUGUCCUGUUAAUGGGGACUUUGGCAUGACUGUCCUAUCCUCUCCUGCUUUCCGUGAUCAUCUUCACUGCUGAAUGAGCUCUGUUAGUAUAUACCGACAUGGGGAGGUAUUUCUACAGUGAGGUGGACAUUAAGAGCCCAUGGCAUCAGGUGCUGGCUGCCUUCUGGCAGCGCUACCCAAACCCAUACAGCACCCAUGUACUCACGGAAGAUGUCCUGUACCGCGAGGUCACCUCCAGCAACCACCUGCUGUCCAGGCGACUGCUGACGAAGACCAACCGCCUGCCGGGCUGGGCAGAGCGGGUCUUCCCCAUGCACAUGGCUCGGGCGGUCUACGUCCUGGAAGACUCUAUCGUGGACCCACAGGCCCACACGCUUAUCACCAAGACCUGGAACCUGAACCACAACACGCUGAUGACUGUUGUGGAGCGGUGUCUGUUUGAAGAGGACCAUGGUCGGCCAUCUUGGACCAAACUGAGGAGGGAGGCCUGGAUCUCCUCAGCUGUAUAUGGACUGGGUCGGCCCAUACAGGAAUUCGGUCUUGCCAGGUUUAAAAGUAACCAAGCUAAAGCCAUGAGAGGGCUGGAAUACUCUCUCUCCAAGCUACAGACUAAUGACCAGGGAGAGUCAUCGGAGAAGCAGAAGCCCCUCCCACCACAAGCCACGCCCACCCCCAACCCGAAACCCAAACAGUUUGUCUGAACCUCAGUAGGAACAUAAAGCCCACGAUGGCUCGUCUGAACAGCAGCACUAAAACGGUGGGGCAUUCACUCAUCCUCAGCUCUGAUUGGUGACUCAUUAGCUGAUGCUGAUUACUUUUCAUAGUCACCAAUCAGAGCAAUGAACUACAAUAAUUCCCAGGAUUCUUUGGGACUGAUUUAAUCAUCGUAGUAAAGUUUUAGUAAAUUAAAUUUUUAUUUUUUGAAGUUAGCGGUUUGUAAAUUGUCAGUUAUGUAAUGUAAACAGGAUAUUAAGAAGUUAAUAAUUUAAGUUUAUGUUGACUUUUCUUAUCUUUAUUUUUAUAUUUUUAUAUGGAAAUAGUUUUUUAUCUUAUUUUGUAGAAUUCUGUGAAUGAUUAUUUUCAUCUUGGAUUUCUUUGGGACCUCCUACAGUAAAUGUUUUAAGAGAUUUUCUAUCAAUAGGAACGGGUUUACAUCAGAUUCAGGUAGUUUAGAAUCAGACUGUUGUAGAAAUGCAUGUUUUAUACUAUUCAUAUGUCAGUUUAGGUAGAUGUUUGUUUUCUGGUGGUAAGCUUCUGAUCUUAAAAUUCCAAUAGAUUUAUGUUCUGGAUAAUUGGCCAACCUAUUGAGACCAAGGGGCAGGAUCAGAGUUGAGUUUUGUUUUGUCUCAUGCUAAAGAAGAUGUUGUGUUUUAGAUGUAGGCUUAUCCAUUUUGGCUUUCCCAUUUUUCCAUUUGGUAGCUCGAAAAAGAAAUAUUCUGUAAAAAGGGCUGGACCUUAAGCCUAGAUGGUUUGUCAGUAACCUGGUGUAUGUAAUGAAGUUAAUAUUGCAGCAUGCCAAGCUGCAUUAUGCAAAAUCAACCUCUGGGGCUAAAAAAAUAAGCUAAUGGUAAAGCACUGAACACUGCAGUUUCUCUAAUAUACACUUUAGACUAGUUCCAAAAGUGAGUUGGUUCCCACAGAUGCAAAAUGUCAAACUUCACAAUAGAAAUAAAGAUAUUUACA